AUGGGGCUGGCUGCACGCAGCGAGAAUUUGCCGCACGGUACGGCAAAGGCGCCGACGCGUCGAUUCCCCGCCGAUGUGCCUCCAGGGUUCUCCGGGACGUGCCAGGAGGCGGCGGGCGCCACGUGCCCUAACGCGCAGGAGACCUGGGACCUCUCCGCGGGGGUCUACACCGUCUCGAUCUGCCACCUGUCGCAGUUCGCGCUGUUCGAGCACAACGUCCCAUACGUCCCUCCCGACACGACCACGGCGCAGGGGCCCGAGCGGGGCGAGUCGUACGACGAGUUCGCCUUCUUCCCCGCGCUCGCGGGGGUCGUGGCCUUCCUGGUCUUCGCCUGCGGGGUCUGCUACUGGUCCUGCCUAUCCCAGCGUGCCCGCCGGCGUGUCACCGGCACCGAGAAGGUGGCCUACAGCGACCUGGGCAUCCGCGCCAUCGCCGAGAGGGUGCCCAGCCAGCGCCCCGGGGGCGCGCUGCGCCGGCCGCCGGGCCGGCCCGCGCGAGG
Prorocentrum cordatum is the source of this 500-nucleotide messenger RNA. The record is from the annotation of a GenBank genome assembly. NCBI's taxonomy places the organism in Eukaryota, Dinophyceae, Prorocentrales, Prorocentraceae.